Molecule: messenger RNA, 3837 nt
Organism: Paralichthys olivaceus (Japanese flounder)
Lineage: Eukaryota; Metazoa; Chordata; Actinopteri; Pleuronectiformes; Paralichthyidae
Source: RefSeq, a predicted model, not a curated record
AUGCCAGCCCCACCUCCCCCACCACCCCCUGGGCCUCCCCCUCCUCCCACCUUCGCUGAAGCCAACACACAGAAACCAAAUCUGAAUCGAUCACAGCAGCAGGGACGGAACGCUCUGCUGACCGACAUCUCUAAAGGAGCCAGAUUAAAGAAAACUGUUACCAAUGACCGCAGUGGACCAUUACUGGACCAACCCAAAGGAGGAGGAGGAGGAGGAGGCGGCAGAGGGGGAGGUGGAGGUGGAGGCGGUGGAGGAGGCGGAGGAGGCGGAGGAGGCGGAGGAGGAGGUGGUGCGCCUAGUUUAGGAGGUCUGUUUGCAGGAGGGAUGCCAAAACUGAGGUCUGCUGGAAACAGAGAUACCAAUGACUCCGCACCCAGCCGAGGACCUGUGCUCCCCCCAGGAGGCCGCUCCAGUGGCCCCACCCCCUUUGGUGGACCACCUAAACUCCCAGGAGCCCCUGGCGGUGUCCGUAGCAGCGUCCCUGACCUUCCCAAGGGACGCCCGAACUUCUUAUCCAGACAAGACACUCCAGGAGGGCCCCCUCCCCCUGUACCCAACACACCUCGACCAACCCAGUCCUUCCAGACUCGUGGGGGACCGUCUCCACCAUCGCUCCCUGGAGGACCAAGACCCAGCCCGGCCUCUGUGCCUCAACCUCCCAGUGUUCCCCCAGGGAGACACGGACAUCUGCCUCCCCCACCGGGAGGCUCCUCAUCUGGUUCAAGACCGGUCUUCUCUGCACCUCCUCCACCCCCAAACAGCAGCCGACCCCCCAUGCCCCCGGCUCCUGGAGGGAGACCCCCGCUUCCCGACGACCGGCCCCCGCCACCACCAGCACCAAUUGGAGGUCAUCGGCCAUCUAUGCCCCGCGACAUGCCCCCUCCUCCCCCCUCUGUCAACUCCAAACCUUCCUCCUCUGUCUCCAACUCCUCCUCUCCUCGCUCCUCACCCGGCGGGCCUCCUCUCCCACCGGGGCGACCGGGCCCUCCGCCUCUCCCACCCACCCCAGCUGGAGGGGACGACCACAGCACACCUCGUCUACCCCAGAGGAACACCUCACUCAACAGCCACGGUCCAGCUCCGCCUCAUAGCCGGACAGGGCCUCUCCCUCCCCCGCCCAACGAGAGACCGCCAUCUCUUGGGAGGAACCAAUCCUCAGUACGCUCAGGGCCUCUUCCUCCCCCUCCUCCCUCAAGUCGUAGCAUGGGUGGGGGCAGUGUGAGGUCAUCGCUUUCUCCCUCUCCGAUUGGCCGGCCAGGCCCGGAUCCCCCUCGCGGUGGACCUGGCGGUAGACCCCCCCUCCCUCCAGACAGGCCCGGGGUGGGAGGAGCCCCUCCACCUCCUCCGUCACCCAUGGGCAACGGCUUCCAGAACUCUCACCACAACCAGAUACAGGAUGAGUGGGAGUGUCGCUUCACCUUCCAUCCGGUGUCAGACCUUCCUCCACCUGAGCCCUACGUGCCCUUCCAGAAGACCUACCCCAGCAAGAUUGGCAAGACUGACGGCAGAGGUUCUGGUAAAAAGGAGAGAGGAGCUCCUCCUCUUCCUCCGAUACCCAGGUGAAGAGGAGGCAGUAGCCAAGACAACACCUGGAACUAUUCUCCCUGUUUCCCUCCUCUUCUCUGUUGCUCUCAAUUUGCUUUCAACGACAGCGUUUGUUAUUUGUGGUGACUACAACGUGUGAAAUACAGUCGACCAAGUAAAAGGACAAACUCACAAAAAAAAACAAAAAAACAUUGAGUUUACAUCACGUGCCUUUGAAAGACCAAAGCCCGUUUCUCCGCACUGUGUUCAGAUCAAAUGUAAAAUAGACUCGUACCUUUUUGGGUACCAGAAGAAAAAUAUGAUUUUUUUAUGUUUUACAACCACGUUGUGAGUGGAAGAUGCUUUGUUGAUGUGGCUGCUGUGAAACAUAAAGUACUCAAGAGAAGUUGUAUUUUUCAUAAACUUUGACUCUUUUAUUUACACUAGAGUCCAUACAUUGCCUGCUUAUUAUAUUUUAUCAACAAGCUGCACUUUCAGAAAAGAAUACAAACUCUCUUGUCAGAUAAAGCAGCAUUUGACAGGUUGUACAUGUGCCUUCCCCAAACCUGUUUACAUAUUCCCGACAGCAUUCCGUAAAAUGUAAAUCAACACGUGAUGGCGUCCCGGCAUCGCAGUGGUUAGCUCUGUCACCUCACAUGUCUUUCUGUGUAGAGUUUGCAUGUUCUCUCCGUGUUUACGAGCUCUAGCUUCCUCCCAGAGUCGUAAAAACAUACAUCUUGGAUUUGGUUAAUUAGAGACUCUAAAUUGACCUCAGGUGUGAAUGUGUGAUACCCCGCCUCUCGCCCAAUGUUUCGCUCCAGCUCCCCCCACGACCCUCAAAGGAUAAGAAGUAUGGAUGAAUCAUAAAUAUAUGAAUAACUCAUUAUUUAAUGAUAAUAUUAAAAACAUUGAAAUCCCAGGGUCGUCAUGCAGCAGUGCAGAACUGAGAGUGCAACCAGUCGCUUUCUUUAAGUCUUUCAAUAAGCUGUUUCUCUCAUUGUGUUGUGCCUUUUUCUGUUCAGGUUUGUUCUUGGAGGCUGCUUAAACAGUUAAGGGAAAAAGCCUUUUGUGCCUUAAAUAAUGUAAAUACAAGUUUGCUCUCCGGGGUUUGAUAACCUCUGCUGAUGUAAAACAGAAGCAAUACAGCAGCAUCAUUCAUAGGUUUUCAAAGUGGGGGCUGAGUGACUAGAAUAUUAGACCUUUGUUAGUUAUUACAUUAGUCUUCAAAAGGAGAUCGGGUAGAAGAACCUAAGUGUGUGUUAUUUAGUGAAAGAGAGAGUGAAGAGAUACAAUGAUUGGGGGAGAUUUUCUUGUUUCCCACUUUCUCAGUCAGAAGCCAGUAAAUGCCUUAAGAUCGACUGUUCUAAUGUGUUUGAUUUAAUCUGAAGUUACAUCAAACCUCAGUAUUAUGCUACAUUUGCUCAACUGAGUGUCUAUAUGCUUAAAUAACAUGAUCAUAAUCACAGAGGCAUCCAGAAAUUUCGCAAAGUGAACUAAAGUGAGUUUGUGCCUUUUGUUGAGCUGAGGAGACGUCCACGGUCUCAGACUUUGAAAACCCCUGAUCCACAAUAUUAAGCAAAGUGUCUUGAUUCCAACAUCAAUACUUAAACCUGAAACCAAACUAGAAAUGGCUACAGCUUCUUUGCCACUGCUGCAUAAAACGAUCAGGGGGAAAUGUGCACGUUUGAUUUGCCAAAGCCACGUGUGCCUUCACAUUGUAUAUUCACAUGUACGUGUUUCUGUUGGAACCACUGAACGGUACUUUUCAUUUGUCACGUGUGACAUGAGCAUGCAUGUGAUGUGUGUGAUUGAGAUGCUUUAAAGGACAUGGUGUGAGUUAAUGGCAGCAUUGGUUUACAGUUGAUCUGAUUUAUUAUGUUUUGCUGUUUUGGUUAAAAGUUACCCUGACUUGCAGUGAUGGAGUCAUGUCUGUACCUGUAUGAUUUAAUCCAGUGGUAUUGAAGGACUAUAUUAUUUUAAGUUAUGUCUAAGAACUGUGCAGUAUUACGUUUGCUUCACCCAGCACUGCUUUGAAUGGUCUUUUGUAUACAUGAUGUAUUAUUAUCAUGUGCUGGACAAAGAAACAUUUACUUUAAGACAAUCACAAACAAAUAAAACCUAUUUACAUAAACAAAUGUAAUGCUUUAGGAUGCUUUAUGUGCUUUACUUGACCUGAAAUGUGCUUUUAUUCAAGUAUAGGUUGUAAAUCAUUUGUGUAUAAACAAGGAAGGAUCCAGAUGUAGUGACUGGUUUUGUAUUAUCAGAUGAGUGGUAUGCAUCAUUUAUAUAUUUGUGCAAUAAAAUUGGGUAAUA